Messenger RNA from Gossypium raimondii (Peruvian cotton), 827 nucleotides. RefSeq names its product probable calcium-binding protein CML44. The record is from RefSeq and is a predicted model, not a curated record. The coding region runs from base 82 to 651 and encodes 189 amino acids. The transcript has a single exon. NCBI's taxonomy places the organism in Eukaryota, Viridiplantae, Streptophyta, Magnoliopsida, Malvales, Malvaceae. Gene Ontology annotation, molecular function: calcium ion binding.
CCAUAAAAUUAAAAUGAUUUGUCAUAAACUAUCAAUAUCUUCAGCCAUUAGCAUAUAUAUAUAUAGGAAGAAUCUUUGAUUAUGCAGUAUCAUACGUUCCAAACCAGAAACACUAAAUUACAAAAGCUACAGCAUUUGAAGAAGUUAAUGGUCGGUAGAAACAUGUCAGGUACAGCCCUUAGCAAGAAGGAUCUACAACGUAUAUUCGAGAAGCUGGACAAGAAUGAGGAUGGCUUGGUUAGCCUGGAAGAACUCAAUUGCCUACUGGACGGAAUCGGGGUCCAGUUUAGCCUCCAGGAGCUGGAGCCAUUAGUGGGAAAGCCAUGUCUGAACAUGCAUGAAUUCUUGUCCUUCUGCGAUUCCAUCUCCAACCACAGCGUUAAUGGCGACAUCAUUGAAGAAGAAGAAGAAGAAGAUGAUGAUGAUGAUGAUGAAGAUGACCUGGCCAAGGCUUUCGAGGUGUUCGACUUGAAUGGGGAUGGGUUCAUUUCAUGCGAAGAGCUGGAAAGCGUGUUGGGAAGGCUUGGGUUGUGGGAUGCAAACAGUGGCAAAGAUUGCAGGAGCAUGAUUUGCUUCUACGACACCAACUUUGACGGCAUGGUUGAUUUUCAAGAGUUCAAAACCAUGAUGUUGCGCAACAUAUCUUCCUAGUUUGGUUUUCAAUAUUGUGUGUGAAAACUACCAAUGAUAUCGAUUUCCAUCUUGAGCUUAUGCAGGUCAGACCAAUUAUUAUAUUUGGUUUUUGUAACCAAAAUCUCAUGUAUUCUAUUGUUGUUUUCCACUUUUGUUCAUGGUUGUAAUAUUAAUCUCUUCCAAUUUUCCUUCCA